AUGGCGUCGAAGCGAGCCAGCUCCGGCGACGAGCAGCAGAAGCUGUCGCCUUCUGGCCUUCCGGUCCGCAAGAUCCCGGGAGGCUACGGCGUCCCCUUCUUCUCGCCGCUGCGCGAUCGCUUGGACUACUUCUACUUCCAGGGCGCGGAGGAGUACUUCCGCUCCCGCAUCGCCCGCCACGGCGGCGCCACCGUGCUGCGCGUCAACAUGCCGCCGGGGCCCUUCUUCUCCGGCGACUCCCGCGUCGUUGCUCUCCUCGACGCGCGCAGCUUCCGCGUCCUGCUCGACGACUCCCGUGUCGACAAGGCCGGCACGCUCGACGGCACCUACAUGCCCUCUCUCGAGCUCUUCGGCGGCCACUGCCCGCUCGCGUUCCUCGACGGCGCCGACCCGCGCCACGCCGCCCUCAAGCGCGUCAUGAUCCGCCUCGCCGCCGCGCGGAUGCACCACGUCGCGGCGGCGUUCGGCGCCGCGUUCGCCGCCACGUUCGACGCCGUCGAGGCCGGUCUCGCGGCGUCAGGCGCCGUGGACUUCAACAAACACAACAUGCGCCACAUGCUCGACUUCACCUGCGCGGCGCUGCUCGGCGGUGCGCUGCCGUCCAAGGUCAUCGGCGACGCCGCCGCGGCCAAGGCGUUCAAGUGGCUGGUGUUCCAGCUCCACCCUAUCGCGAGCAAGGCCAUCAAGCCGUGGCCGUUAGAGGACCUGCUCUUCCACACCUUCCGCCUGCCGCCGUUCCUCGUGCGCCGCGACUACGCCGAGCUGACGGCCUACUUCGCCGACGUCGCCGCCGGCGUCCUCGACGACGCCGAGAAGGCUGACCCGGGCGCCAUCCCGCGCGACGAGCUCCUCCACAACCUCAUCUUCCUCGCCAUCUUCAACGCCUACGGCGGCUACAAGAUCUUCCUCCCGCACCUCGUCAAGUGGCUCGCCCGCGGCGGCGCGGAGCUGCACGCCAGGCUUGCCGACGAGGUCCGCGCCGUCGUCCCCGCGGGCAGCACCGGCGCGGUAACUCUCGCCGCCGUGGAGAAGAUGCCGCUGGUGAAGUCGGUGGUCUGGGAGACGCUGCGCAUGGACCCGCCGGUGGGGUUCCAGUACGGCCGCGCGCGGCGCGACAUGGUCGUCGAGAACCACGACGCCGCAUACGAGGUGAAGAAGGGCGAGAUGCUGUUCGGGUACCAGCCGCUGGCGACACGCGACGAGCGCGUGUUCCAGCGCGGCGGCGAGUUCGUCCCCGACCGGUUCGCCGCCUCCUCCGACGACGAGCGGCGGCGGCUGCUGGAGCACGUAGUCUGGUCAAACGGGCCGGAGACCGGCGCGGCCACGGAGGGGAACAAGCAGUGCCCCGGGAAGGACACCGUGGUGGCGGUGGGAAGGCUGAUGGUGGCGGAGCUGUUCCGUCGGUACGACACGUUCGCGGCCAGCGUGGAGGAGAACCCGUUGGAGCCGGUGGUCACGUUCACGUCGCUGACGAAGGCUGCCGCUGCGCGUCAUUGCGACGGUGAGGCGUGACGCUCGUGGUAAGAUUACACUAUUACACUAUCAGAGUGCCAUAUGUGUUCGAGAGUUUGCUUGGAUUGCGUGUCAGCUGCAUAUGCAGCUGAUUUGGCAGAUGUUAGAGUUGACCCUGUGAAUCAGAAGCAUGUGGAGCUGA
Setaria italica (foxtail millet) is the source of this 1654-nucleotide messenger RNA. Its product is annotated as allene oxide synthase 4. Bases 1 to 1512 code for a protein of 503 amino acids. Lineage: Eukaryota; Viridiplantae; Streptophyta; Magnoliopsida; Poales; Poaceae. The transcript has a single exon. Gene Ontology annotation, biological process: sterol metabolic process. Gene Ontology annotation, molecular function: oxidoreductase activity, acting on paired donors, with incorporation or reduction of molecular oxygen; monooxygenase activity; iron ion binding. The record is from RefSeq and is a predicted model, not a curated record.